UGUAGAGGUGAGUGUCCAAAGGGCUGAAAGUGGGGACCUAAGGGAGCUCAGAGUGUGGAAUCCUAACACUCAGAGGCUGGGGUCUGAGAGGUUCGGCGGGGGAAGAAGCCUUGGCAGUCUGGCUCAGGUCCGGGGUGCUGAAGUGAAGGGGGCGCUCGGCAAGGGAGUCGGAGAGGGUCCCGAGUGGAGAGAUAGAGGAGGCUGGAAUUGACAAGUCUGAGAAAGCUCAGAGUAGGGGAGCAGGGAUGUUCAGAAAGAGAGAUCCCAAGGGGCUGAGGUGACAGGAGGGUCCUUACACUCCAGGGUACCUAUGCUCACAGUCGCAGAGUUCCGGGGCCCGGGUGGAGCUCUCGAGAACGGCUUCCUGUGUGGGCGCAGAGAGUGUUCCCUGUGAGGCUCGGGAAGAUUCAUGUAUGGGUGGGCGUCGGUGGACAGAGUCUUGGAGGAAUGUGCUGCCUACUGAUAGCAGGACUGGGGUUCGGGGGCAGUGCUCAUUGGGUGGCUUUUGAGACACUGAGGACUCUAGUUUUGAAGACUAAAGUAUAUAGGAGGUCUAGCCUCUGAUGAGGUGGAAGGAAGGCUGGUCACAGAUAGGGGGCUUAGGCACUUAAGGGUGUCCACCCCUCCCCACAGGAUGGCACACAAGGAGUUGGUAACCAUGGAGGAGCAGGACGCCAGGGUCCCCGCACUGGAGCCAUUCAGGGUGGAGCAGGUUUUCAACGCCCCAAAGCCCAAGUGGACCCAGCUGUCUGGGAGGAAGCUCCAGAACUGGGGUGGGCUCCCCCAUCCCCGGGGAAUGGUCCCUGAGCGACUUCCUCCAUGGCUUCAGCGCUACGUGGACAAAGUGUCUGACCUCAGCCUUUUUGGGGGUCUCCCAGCUAACCAUGUCCUUGUGAACCAGUAUCUGCCUGGCGAGGGCAUCAUGCCUCAUGAAGAUGGACCACUGUACUAUCCGACCGUCAGCACCAUCAGCCUGGGCUCCCACACUGUCCUUGAUUUCUAUGAACCUCGACAGCCAGAGGAUGAUGUUCCUAUAGAACAGCCCCGGCCGCCUCCACAACCCAUCACCUCGCUGCUGGUGGAAGCUCGCAGCCUGCUGGUGCUCCGGGGCACAGCUUACACACACCUGCUCCACGGCAUCGCAGCCACCCGUGUGGAUGAGUUGGAUGCCACCUCGCUGCCGCCCAAUGCAGCCGCGUGCCACUUGGCGCUGCCCGGAGCCCACCUGGUGCGUGGCACCCGAGUCUCCCUGACCAUUCGCCGUGUGCCUCGAGUGCUGCGUGCCAGCCUCCUGCUGAGCAAGUGACCACCGGAGUCCUGCCGGUUCUGUGACCUUGGGACCCUAGGGUAGAGGUGACUGUCCAGGGUUAUUUAUUUUCCCAGUAACUAUGGAAACCAUGGAGAAGAUGCCAUUCCAAAUAAACCAAAAAUACCUUUA
Peromyscus californicus insignis is the source of this 1438-nucleotide messenger RNA. It is a transcript of the gene Alkbh6, whose product is annotated as alkB homolog 6. Bases 635 to 1306 code for a protein of 223 amino acids. NCBI's taxonomy places the organism in Eukaryota, Metazoa, Chordata, Mammalia, Rodentia, Cricetidae. The transcript is spliced from 5 exons. The record is from RefSeq and is a predicted model, not a curated record.